AUGGCUGGUGAUGGCCGGGGUCGUGGGCUGCACGAAGAAGUUGGCUGUCGGGACUUGUCUGCCGGCCGAGUCAUCUUCCAUAUUAUCGACUGCCAGGCAGUCUUCCUAUUCGGCCGCGCGUUGUUCCCCUUCCACAGCUGUCCCGAUCUGUCCACGCUACAGAUAUCAUCCCUGCCGCAUCCCCCCAACGGCGCGCACGAGGAUCCGCCCGACGGCAUCGAGGGGGAAGUCAUCACUGCCCCAACCUCCCGCUCGCCCUCGCCCGAUACCUUCAGUCUACGCAGCGGUCCCCGAAAACUCGCAGCGACUAAGAAGCGGGUCUCGAAGAAGGCGCGCGGCGUCCUGGGCAAGGUUCGGGCCUUCCAGAGGAUCGCUGCGGCCAAGAUGGCUCAUCCCACCAUCAAAAUCGAUACCAGCGUACAAGCGACCAAGCGGUCGCUCCCCGAGGAUAACGACGAUGGCUUCGAGAUAAUAGAUGGUCCGGAGAACGAUGAUCCUGGCCUGGAAGCGCGCGAUAAUGAAUCCGUUCCUCCAUUUCUCUGCCAGUCGGUCCUAGAAAUCCAUCAAAAAUUCGAGGAACUCGAAUGGAUGCAGCGGACACGGAUACACGAGGGGAUGUUAGCCAACGACCCCUCACACCGUUGGGCGCUAGAGGGAGACCCCGAGGUCAGGGCAAGGAACCGAUAUGUGAAUGUGCAGGCAUGGGCCAACUCCCGCAUCCAUUUGCGGGUGCCAGAAGGCGAAUGCGAUUUUAUUAACGCGUCGCCGAUCGUCCUCGAGGAUUCAGUCUCGCAGCAGGAGAGACGGUAUAUCGCGACGCAGGGACCGAAGCCUGACCAUCUCUCCCACUUUUGGCACAUGGUGUUCCAUGAAAGUGAUGAUGUAGGCGUCAUCGUUAUGCUCACGCAGACAUUCGAAGCGGGCAGAGAGAAAUGUGCUCAGUACUUCCCACUGGACCGCGAAAACCCCACGAUGCCCCUGCGACGUGUUGAGCAAGACCCUUUCGUGAACGACCACCAUCACCAGCAAGCAGACGAGGACCUUCUAGGCUAUGUUACACUGCUCGAGACCCAAUGGGAUCCCACAUCUCGCUCGGAAAUCCGCAAACUUCGGCUCACCCUCGGCACCGAGUCAAAGAUUGUCUGGCAUUUUCUCUUCGCCGGCUGGGCGGACUAUUCCAAGCCCGAGGGCGAAGACCGUGAUGCGCUCCUUCAGUUGAUCAAACUGUCCGGUUCGAAAUGCACCCCAGCAAACCCCCGCAUUGUGCACUGCAGUGCUGGUGUUGGCCGGACAGGCACCUUUAUCGCGCUUGACCAUCUUUUGCAGGAGCUCGAGUCCGGCCAGUUACUCGAGGCAACUGACCCCGACAUCGACCCUGUCUUUGAGACAGUCAACCAGAUGCGCGAGCAGCGAAUGAUGAUGGUCUAUAAUGAGAUGCAACUCCAAUUUAUAUACGAAGUUCUACGGGAGCAGACCGAUCUAAAGCUCGGAAAGACUGCCUUGCCCAGCGGGCGCAAGUCGGAUGAGAGGUCAACGAAGAUGGCCAAAUUGUCGACCGACGACAGCUACCGGCCAUCCUCCAAACCUGAGCUCGAACCUGCUGAAGAUCAUCGAUCUACUCCUACCCGGAGCUGGUCGGGCACCCCCGAGGUUUCCGAUAAUGAAUGA
Molecule: messenger RNA, 1668 nt
Organism: Aspergillus niger
Lineage: Eukaryota; Fungi; Ascomycota; Eurotiomycetes; Eurotiales; Aspergillaceae
Exons: 5
Coding region: 1-1668 (555 amino acids)
Biological process (GO): protein dephosphorylation
Molecular function (GO): protein tyrosine phosphatase activity
Source: RefSeq, a predicted model, not a curated record